Melanotaenia boesemani (Boeseman's rainbowfish) is the source of this 2972-nucleotide messenger RNA. RefSeq names its product signal peptide peptidase 3 (gene sppl3). Gene Ontology annotation, cellular component: lumenal side of endoplasmic reticulum membrane; cytoplasmic side of endoplasmic reticulum membrane; Golgi-associated vesicle membrane. The record is from RefSeq and is a predicted model, not a curated record. Lineage: Eukaryota; Metazoa; Chordata; Actinopteri; Atheriniformes; Melanotaeniidae. The transcript has 11 exons. Bases 481 to 1632 code for a protein of 383 amino acids. Gene Ontology annotation, biological process: membrane protein proteolysis. Gene Ontology annotation, molecular function: aspartic endopeptidase activity, intramembrane cleaving.
AACCUCUACAGCAGGGCGAGUUUGCGCGUGCCCGUGGACUCGCCAUAGAAAACAAAGCUGAACGUCUUCCAUAUCAGCAAGGGGUGCAGGCGUGAGGAAUAUCGGAAUUUAUUCUGGCUACUCCUGACAGAAUAUGGAUGUACAGUGGGUGUAGUAUCGUUGAAGACCGAGCCUCUCGGCUGGGGUGACGGCAGGACAUUAGCAAAACCGACGAAAAUAACAUCUGUGUCUUUUUUCUGGGGGUGCUUUGUCUUGUCCACCUAACGAAAGCAAACCAUCAUUCUCAUUUCAAUUGCGAGAAUUUCAGCUAGUGAAUACUAGCUGCUGCCGGGAUGUAUUACCAUGUUGUCACCUAAAAGUAACUGAUAGGACGUCGGAUUGUAAAGGAAAAGAAGAAAACCUCUCCCAGGUCCCAACGGGUUGUGACCGGGACCUGAAUCUGUGUUAGCCACAGCCGCGGAAGCCACUGUUGUCGGCGAUAUGGCGGAGCAAGGCUACUCAUCUUGGGCAUACUCCCUAGUUGACUCCAGCCAGGUGUCCACCUUCCUUAUCUCCAUCCUUCUCAUCGUCUAUGGCAGCUUCAGGUCAUUAAAUAUGGAUUGUGAGAACCAAGAGAAGGAUAAGGACGGUAACUCCACAACAGCAGGGUCUUUUAAUAACAGCAACACAAACAACAGCAUUCAGACUAUAGACUCAACACAGGCUCUGUUUCUGCCAAUUGGAGCCUCAGUGUCUCUCCUAGUCAUGUUCUUCUUCUUUGACUCGGUACAGGUGGUCUUCACCAUCUGCACUGCAGUUCUUGCUACAAUUGCAUUUGCAUUCCUCUUGUUGCCAAUGUGCCAGUAUCUGACCAGACCCUGCUCCCCACAGAACAAGAUUUCGUUUGGUUGCUGUGGGCGUUUUACACUGGCUGAGCUCCUGUCAUUCUCCCUCUCUGUGAUGCUGGUGCUCAUCUGGGUGCUGACAGGACACUGGCUUCUCAUGGACGCUUUGGCAAUGGGCCUGUGUGUCGCCAUGAUAGCCUUCGUUCGGCUUCCCAGUCUGAAGGUGUCGUGCCUGCUGCUGUCAGGACUGCUCAUUUAUGAUGUAUUCUGGGUCUUUUUCUCAGCCUACAUCUUCAACAGCAAUGUGAUGGUCAAAGUUGCCACCCAACCUGCUGAAAAUCCCAUAGAUGUUCUGUCCAGGAAGCUCCACCUGGGGCCGGGAAUGGGCCGUGAUGUGCCCCGCCUCUCCUUACCUGGAAAAUUGGUCUUUCCCAGUUCCACAGGAAGUCACUUCUCAAUGCUGGGAAUAGGAGACAUUGUAAUGCCUGGGCUGCUCUUGUGCUUCGUCCUGCGUUAUGAUAACUACAAGAAGCAGGCAAACGGGGAAGUCCCUGGGCCCGGUAACAUGUCCGGUCGUAUGCAGCGUGUCUCCUAUUUCCACUGCACUCUCAUCGGGUACUUUGUGGGUCUGCUGACUGCCACUGUGGCCUCCAGGAUCCAUCGCGCUGCUCAGCCUGCUCUUCUUUACCUGGUUCCCUUCACCCUGCUGCCUCUGCUCACUAUGGCCUACCUGAAGGGGGAUUUGCGGCGCAUGUGGUCAGAGCCUUUCCACGCCAAGACCAGCAGCUCUCGCUUCCUGGAGGUAUGAUGCACCUGGGGAUGAACAACCAGCACGGGGAAGACUGCUGAUCUUUUUCCUUGAUUAGAGGGAAGGAGAGGGCGCGCACUCGCAGUGAGGCCAUGUCGUCAUCACUUGUUCAUACUUUCCACCAAACUUCUGUGAAAACCCUCAGAAGGACACCAGUGUGUGGAUCACAAAUGCCCCAACACAACUCAUCUUUGGUCCCUACAUCUUCCUUGUUUCAUUUCAGCUUCCUCGUUGCUGUUUAUUUCCUUUUCAUUUUAGCACAUCCUGCCUGUGCUGCUUUUGUUCUGUCUCCCUGCCUUUUUUCCACUUCUGUAGUUGAUCUUGUUUGCCAUUUCCGUCACAUACGGUGUUCCAACCAUCAGGCCUCUUCUUUCUCUGCUUUUUCCUUCUUUUUCUUCUUUGAUUUCCUUUGCAUCUGUAUCUCUCAGAUUAAUUCAGUUACCCCCCCACCCUCACCCCUUUUAACAGACUUACAGUUGUGAGACAUGACUGAGAUUUAUAUACAUUUUUUUUAAGAAUUGUUGUGAUCAUUAUUAUUAAUAUUACAAUUAUGGAACUAUUUAAAGAAAUGAAGAUGGAGUGUUACAUCAGCCCACAACAGUAACCAGGAGCAACAACACAGUAACGGAGGAGUCUUCCCUCUCCACCCGUUUCCCUCUUUCAUCUUUGCUCUCUUCGUCUGUUCCAUCUUUCUUCCACGAUGACUUCUCAUCUUACACUCUCAGCGCGCCCCGACCUCCUCGUCCUCUGUUCAUCUGCUGUCCUCACCCCACCCCCCACCCUCACAGAUAACUAUGUAUUUUAUUUAGAAAAGUUUUAUUCUUGGCAUAUACAGAAAUGAUGCAUUAUAAAUUGUUAAGCCACCCCCCUCCCUCCCAAACUUUGGAGGGGUUGCUUCUAUUUGUAUAUAUGUGUACACAUGUAUUUGUGUUUGAGAGCAUGUUGUAUAGAUGGGGAAACUGACGCCAGCCAGAAGAAGGAAUUUGGUGAACUUUGGCUGCCAGUCUCGUCUCGGGUCCGACUCACGAGCAGAGCCCGUGCUCUGAUGUUUGUGGGUUUGUGCACACAACAGUUGCUGGUAGAUAACAAAGUUAGUUUCCUUCUCUAGUGUUAAAGUGUGUGUGUGAAUGAUAACAGAAGACAUGAGCAAACGGUUGUUUUACUUUGUUUUAAUUUGAAUCCAUGACCUUGUUUAAACAGUGGCAAUAGUCAGGUUUGCAUUAAGCUGUGUGUGUGUGUGUUCGAUUAAAGGGUGUCAAACACAUGACAAGUUGAUUUGAAAUGGUAUUUGUCUCCAUGUAAAAUUAAAAAAAAGGAUAAAUAAAUAAACAGUUGAAACU